AUGCUACCUGGAUUGCCUACCCGUCAGCUUGGUAAAGAUGGUCCUCAUGUGACUGCAAUGGGAAUCGGUCUUAUGGGCUUGUCCGUAUUCUACGGCAAGGCGAAACCUGAUGAAGAGCGGUUUGCGCUUCUCGACAAAGCAUACGACUGCGGCGAACUCCAUUGGGACACUGCCGACAUGUAUGGAGACAACGAGGAUCUCCUUGGCAAGUGGUUCUCGA
Molecule: messenger RNA, 220 nt
Organism: Kockovaella imperatae
Lineage: Eukaryota; Fungi; Basidiomycota; Tremellomycetes; Tremellales; Cuniculitremaceae
Product: NADP-dependent oxidoreductase domain-containing protein
Exons: 1
Cellular component (GO): cytoplasm
Source: RefSeq, a predicted model, not a curated record